CCCUUAUCUCAGUAAUAUGGCGAUAUAUCCUCGUGCGCACGAGAGCACGUGACAUAUGUCGUCAUUUAGACAGACGAUCAGCAGCAUCCGCAGUCAGGCGUAACUCCCAGCGAAUAUCGACCAACGAGACGAUGACGAAGACCGUGUUGGUGGUAGGGGCCGGUGUUGCCGGACUGGCAGCGGUCAAGCAAUGUCUGGACGAGGGAAUGGAACCGAUAUGUUUCGAGAAGGAUACGGAUAUUGGUGGACUGUGGAAUUACCAUGAGUGGUCAAAAGAUAACGACCCAAGUCUGUACAACUCUUGCAGCAUCAAUACCAGCAAGGAAAUGACGUGUUACAGCGACUUUCCGAUCCCUAAGGAGUUCCCAAACUUCAUGGGGCACAAACACUUUAAGAAAUACCUCAAACUGUACGCAGAGAAGUUCAACCUGACGAAGUAUAUAAGUUUUAGUCAUAUUGUAGAAAGAAUUAGAAAGGCAGACGAUUUCGACGACACCGGAAGUUGGGUGACAUCAGUGAAGAAUCUAAACACUGACAAGACCCGAACAGUAAAGACUGACUUUGUUAUCGUGUGUAACGGACAUCUCAGCAUCCCGAACGUGCCAACAUUCGCUGGACUGGAGAAGUUCAAGGGCAAGGUCAUACACACUCAUGACUACAAGGACUUCCGAGGGUUCGAAGGGAAGAGAAUACUGGUUGUCGGAAUUGGUAAUUCCGGCUCGGACAUCGCUUGCGAGUUGAGCCGCCAUGCCGAACACGUGUACAUAGCAAGUCGACGGGGAACAUACGUGAUACAAAGAGCAGCGGACAAAGGUAUCCCAUUUGAUCAUCUCGCCAUCAAUCGAUUUUCCCAGAACCUGCCUUGGAGUCUCAUGCGACCGGUCUUCUUCCAUCGUAUAAAUCGCCGUUACAAACAUUCCAACUACGGCCUCGCACCAAACUACUGCUUUGACGCAGGCGUCGUAACCAUUAGUGAUGACCUCCCUAACAGGAUCUUACUAGGCACUAUAAACGUCAAAUGUAACGUGAAAGAGUUCACAACUGACGGCGCUGUUUUCGACGACGGCUCAGCUCUCAAUGACAUCGAUGUCGUCAUUCUUGCAACGGGGUUUAACUUUGACUUUCCAUUUCUUGACGAUGGGAUCAUUAAAGUUGAAGGACAUUAUCCAUACCUGUACGAACUGAUGUUCCCAACAGAUCUGAAUCCCUGUACUCUUGGUGUUGUAGGAUUAGUCCAACCGUUUGGCUCGCUUCCACCAAUUCUAGAAAUGCAGGCCCGAUGUAUCAGCAGAAUGUUUGCAGGGAAGCUUCAGUUGCCUAGUCCUGCCAAGCGUCUUUCGAACGUAGAGAAACGCAGAGCCUUUAUCAAAGCAAAAUAUGUCGACUCUCCCAGAUACAGCCUGCAAGUCUACUUCAUCCAGUAUCUUGACAGAAUAGGGACGAUGAUUGGCUGCAAGCCAGACCUUUGGAAACAUUUCUUUUCCGAUCCCAAAUUUUGGUACAAACUGUAUUUCUGUCCCGCUACCCCAGUACAGUGGCGUCUGGACGGUCCUGGGUCUUGGAAGGGCGCGAAAAACGCCAUUGAAAAAGUGGAAGAACAUACAUAUUUCCCUAUGAAAUCGAGGCAGUCAGGAGAAGGAGAAAUGGACGGGCUGUAUGACGGCUGGAUUCUUCUCUUUAAGAAGAUUUGCUUCUUGGUCCUUCUGUUCCUCAUCGCUAGAUACGUCAUUGCUAAUGGUUACGUCACAAGUCUCGUCAAAUUUGUGUAAUUCUCAUUUAUUUCGAGACCAGCACCACCACUCAGUACCAGCAUAUGCAGUCAUGGUUUACGUCGUCAAAAAUUCCCCGUCAUCUGGAGAAGGAAGACCAAGAUUCGAACCUGCCUUUUGCCGCAACUCGAGUCUCGUGAAACUUGUAUAUCUCGAUCUUGAGAUCACUGUGGCUCACUAUUAAAACCAGUCUUUAGUGGCAAUAUGUUUUGCAUAUCUUCAUUCCAAGAGCAUGUUGCUGUUGAGAUGAUAGUUUUAUUGUAUAAAUAAAUAUGAAAUUGAAUUUGUCACUUCGUUACAUGUUUAUAUCAUUGUAUAAAUACAUCAAACUUAAUUGAUCAAGAAUGUAAAAUAAAAUAUAUCGGUUGCAGUA
Messenger RNA from Pecten maximus, 2142 nucleotides. Its product is annotated as dimethylaniline monooxygenase [N-oxide-forming] 2-like. Gene Ontology annotation, molecular function: NADP binding; N,N-dimethylaniline monooxygenase activity; flavin adenine dinucleotide binding. NCBI's taxonomy places the organism in Eukaryota, Metazoa, Mollusca, Bivalvia, Pectinida, Pectinidae. The record is from RefSeq and is a predicted model, not a curated record. The transcript has 3 exons. The coding region runs from base 132 to 1769 and encodes 545 amino acids.